This is a messenger RNA of Acanthopagrus latus (yellowfin seabream), 2770 nucleotides long. It is a transcript of the gene aspn, whose product is annotated as asporin (LRR class 1). Gene Ontology annotation, molecular function: protein binding. The record is from RefSeq and is a predicted model, not a curated record. The coding region runs from base 530 to 1621 and encodes 363 amino acids. The transcript is spliced from 7 exons. Lineage: Eukaryota; Metazoa; Chordata; Actinopteri; Spariformes; Sparidae.
GACAGGCUGGUAAUUUACUAGAGAUUCACAUGAAGGAGGACCUGUAAACUACAAAUGUACAAAAAAUGGUAUGGAGGGGCAUCAUGGGAAAUCUCGGAUCCAUAUGUCACCCUCUGCUGCGUUAACUAUUUCCUCUUUAAUCUGUUUCUCAUAUGCUCAUGUGAUAUUACACAUCAAAUGUGACCAGUUUCCACAAUCACCAUUUCUACAAAGUGCCAUUUUACAUCCCAGCAAAUUAAUUAUGAGCUAUCACAACCUUUCCACUUGUGCAACCAUUACAAUGGGUCAUUCAUGAAGAUGAUGUAAACUGAGGUAAACUACAGGUUCUGCGCAUCUGUCCUGUUAUGUUGAAGUUGGACUUAAACUGCAGGGAAAAACAAACCAGAAAACAUUCCACUCCUCGCACAGGUUAUUUCCUCAGUGACAUCACAGUCUAGCUCUGUCUGUUAGUUUUAGAGCCGACCUAACAUCUGCGUUUUCCUACAGCUCUGCCUGGUUGCCGUUUCACUGCUCAGUCCUCUGUUAAACCAUGAGGGUCUUCCUCCUGCUCUGCCUGCUGGCACUAGGCAAUGCCAAACCCUACCAGCCAAUCAAUGUCAUGGACUUCAUGAAAAACUUUGACGUAAUGAUGGCUGAUGCGGAUGAUGAUGAUGACGACGACGACGAUGAUGACGAUGAUGACGAUUAUGAGGAUGAGAACUGUCCAGCUGGUUGCCGUUGCUCACCAGGAGUGGUGCAGUGUUCCGACCAAGGUCAGAUCUCUGUGCCCGAGAAGAUUCCCGAGGACACUCUUCUCCUAGAUCUCCAAAACAAUGAUAUCACUGAGAUCAAGGAGGACGACUUUAAAGGCCUGAACAGGCUUUAUGGCCUGUUCCUGAUCAACAACAAGAUCUCCAAGAUCCACCCCAGGGCCUUCAGAAACAUGGAGCGUCUCAAACUGCUGUACCUCUCCUACAACCUGCUGACUGAGAUUCCUGCUAACCUGCCUCCUAAUGUAAUCGAGCUACGCUUCCAUGAAAACAAGAUCAGCAAAAUCCAGAAGGAUGCAUUUAAAGGUCUGAGGAAGCUCCAUGUGCUAGAACUGGGUGCCAACCCUCUGGCCAACAGUGGGAUUGAGCUGGGAGCUUUUAACGGCUUGUCAAGCCUGUAUGUCGGCAUGGCAGAGGCCAAACUAACUGCUGUGCCAAAAGACCUCCCAAAUGCCAUCACAGAGCUGAACCUGGACUACAACAAGAUCUCUAAAGUGGAAGUAGAAGACUUCAUCAGAUAUAAGAAUCUGCUCAGGCUAAGACUGGGUUUUAACCAGAUCAAGUCUGUAGAAAAUGGGAGCUUUGUCAGCAUCCCAAAUGUCCGUGAAAUCCACCUCGACAACAACCGUUUGAGAAAGGUCCCACCAGGCCUCAGCUCCCUGCGCUACCUUCAGGUGAUUUUCCUCCAUGGCAACAAAAUCAGCACUGUUGGAGUGAACGACUUCUGUCCCAUCAGGGACGGUGUCAAGAAGUACCUGUACACAGGCAUCAGUCUGUUUGCCAACCCUGUUAAAUACUGGGAAGUCCAGCCAGCCACUUUUCGCUGUGUGACCGGACGGAGGGGCGUCCAACUUGGAAACUUCAGAAAAUAGAAGCAUUAAGUGAAACCAAUGCAUUCCAGACAGCUCAGAAAUAUAGAACUGCCAAUAUCCUCGUUACAGCAUGAGGAAGGAGCUGGAAAUAAUUCUGACAGAUAAAACGAGAUGAAACUGCAUUCCUAAGAUGUUAACUGUUCAGGGAAUGAGAGAAAAUGCCAUUAUAUUGAUGUAUAUUAGAAACUGUAGUACAUGUUGUUAAAUGCUGGUACAAUUUACACACAAAAGUUCUCAGCCAGAAGAAAAAAUGAAACAAAACUGUCUGGUUGUAUGUACGGAAUAAGAAAAUUAAGUCAUAAGCUACAACACCAAGACAAUGUUUUCAGUCAGUAAAGUUGGGGUGGAUAUAAUAACAUUAACAGCUGUACAUUAUAAUGAAAUUCAACACAAGAGCCCUGCCUACCUUUGUGGGGUGCAUUCCCUAAGGUUAACCUUACAUUUUGUCUUUCUUUUGCUGUGCAAACUUUCCCAGGACUAAAGCGCCUCCUUCUGGUCAGUUUUGGAGCAAUACAACCCAAAGACUUGACUUGAGCAGCAUUAAAUGCUGAUGUCUUUUUAAUUCCUUCCUUCGUCAUUCAAAAAUAAAACCACAUUUAAUGAGACACAACAGACACAUUUGUCUAAGUUUAAGUUGUCUUUGAAACACAGUGUUUUCCCCUCAUUUCUUUUUAUAUAACACUUAGGUAUUUGUAAAGACAUUGUCAUUAUCACGGAAGAGUCACUAUAGGUCACAUUUGUAACAUAACAGGAUCCUUAAAAUCUUUUCCUCCCAGCAGAAGUCUGUACAGUUGAUUAAUGACGGUGGCAUUAUUUAGUGCAAUAAGUCACUUCUAUCCUGAUGUCUGUCCUGAUGUUUUAUAUUAUCUCAUUGCAUGUCUGUAUUGUUUUUAUUUAGUAGCUGAAAGCUACAUGUGAGACUGGAUUACACAUCGUCCUUGAUGUAAACCUGAAACAUCACAUUGUUUUAUGAAUUAUAGCAACCAAGUGAAAUACAGUUAUAUUUGAAAUUAAAAGCAGGUAACGUAAUUCCCAACCCUGAAAGCAACUUCUUUACAUGUCCAACAUGUUCUUGUUUCGUCCAGUGAUCUCUCCUCUGAAAUGGUGCUAUAUUUAUUUAGUAUGUCUUUAAAUAAAACCUGGAACACC